AUGUUACCUCGUAAAUCAGGUGAGUUCACAUACGUUAAAGCAUAAAAAUACCGCCUCUGGGCAUAAUAUCCUUAAAUUUUAGAAGCGCAUAGGGCACUGGAAUUAUUAGAAGAAUAUCACGCUGAGUUAACAAAGACGACAGAUAUUGAGCUACGGAAAUACAUCGAAAAGAUUAUAUCCUACUUCAAGAGUAACCUCUUCCAAGCAUUAUGUGGUAAGUUGCGGUUAUUCUGAUCGUCAAGCGGCUGUCCUGUCAAAAUUACUCAAGCGUCGCAUUGACAUAAAUUGCAGAUAUCCAAGAUCUUUAUGACAACACGUUGAUGAAUGAGAGAGUUGGUGUUUUACAGAAGAUCAGUGAGACUAGAAGAUUUGCUGAAAGAUGGGAGAAUAAUCCUCCAUUUGGCGGUAUCUCCAGAGCAAACGUAAGAGAGAAGUCCCUGUACAAUGUGAUGCAUAUUUUUAGAGUAGACCAGUCCUCUGCACUGCCACGUUAAAUCCUCCUGGUACAAAUGGAGUGGAAACAACAAAAAGAUCCUAUACUUACGAGGAGAAAACCAAAGAAAUUGUAAGCAUUCAACUAAAGUUUUUCCAGUUUGGCUUUCGCUCAAUAACGCGAUCGUAUUUUAGAAAGAUGGGAAUAUCUUUACUCACCAAUAUGCAACAAAGACAUUUGAAGAUCCUACAGGAGUCACAACUCAAACAACCAGUGCCAACACUUUAACGGACGAGAAUGGAAUUGAAUGGGAAGUCGAAGACGUUAUCCUAGAAAAGAACCAGACAGGCCUCGGGUUCUCCAUAAGUGGAGGACUUGACAAAUCCCCAGCUCCUGAUCAUCUUAUUCGCGUCACUCAUAUAGCCCCAGGCGGUGCCGUCGCGAAGGAUGGCCGAAUUCGAGUUAACGACGUCAUCAUGCAAGUAAACAACACUAUUUGCGAAAACGUUAACCAUGAUGUAGCUGUAAAGGCGCUGCAGAAUGCCGGAAGCGUUGUCAGGCUUGUGAGUUUACCUAUAUAUACGAAAUUAUAACUAUAGUCUACGGUAGUAAAUGAAUUUUCAGGUUGUCAAAAGAGUAAAGCAUGGUCUAGGAGCGCCAUUGCCACCAAUCCAUCAAACCUCCGGAAUCCUUUCUUCGAGUACUCUGCCGCGGAGCUCAGGAUCAUCUCUUCCUUACCCAUCUGGAUUAUCCUUUUCUCCACCAGAAAUAUUGCGCCUAGAGACCACCCCAGGAGUAAAGAAGAUCGAAUUAUUUAAGGUAUUCCAUCUCUUUGUUGCGUAAUUAAUUCAUUGUAAUAGUCGCGCCGUAAAGUCCCGACACAUUUGCACAGUGCAUUUUUGUUUUUCUUUCGGACUCGUCGCACUAACGACAUGCACUUUUCUGCGAGCUCGCUCCAGUUUUCUCGCGCGACACCCGCGACAAAUGUGUCAGGACUUGCGCGACUAGUAUGUACGGACACGUCUGUAUAAUUAUUUUUUUUCAACACAGCCACCAGUGGCAAAUUCGUUCUAACUCGGACUAAAUUUUGGCGGAUCUUGUCUCAAGUAAGUACAGGGUGUACCAAUUUGGUGGGCCGAUUUGAAUUGGCUAUAACUUCUUUGAUUUUGGGCCUGAUUUUAAAAUUAUUUUUUUUUUCUGAAUCCUCAGACAAGGCAGGAGUACUGAAAUCUCGCCAUCUUCGUCGUAAAGAACAAAAGAUCUCAAAAAAUGCCGAAAAUCAGUCGUAUCUUGUGAACGGUGGAGAUAGUUGUGGGAAACAUAGGUUCAUAAGGUUUAGAAUUUUGUAUAGAAUAGUUUGUAAUCAAAAUACCCAAAGGAAAUCCGCUCCUAAGGAGUGAAACCCGGAGGGCACAGAUAUGAAAAUUUUGAAAAUCCGCAAAGUUGGGGAAAAGAUUUGGCCCUAAACAAAGAUGAAAUUGAAUCUAAGUUUCGCAGUAUAAGUUUUUUUGAUCCAAUAUAACAUUCCAUUUUUAGGGCCGACAAUUUUAACAACCGAAAACAGUAAAAGAAAGUAUUAGUUUUUCGUUGUUUGUUUCUUUUUACUGUAGUUUACUAAAAGGUAUGUUAUAUUUGGUAUUAAAAAAAUGGGAAUGUCCGAGGAUUCAGGGAAAAAAAGAAUUUUAAAAUUUGGCCCAAAAUUAGAGAAGUUAUAGCUAAUUCAAAUCGGGCCACCAAAUUGGUACACCCUGUAUAAAAUUUCGCUCAAAGAAUGUAGAUAAAAAUUAUUCCAAACAGUAAGCAAGAUCCGCCGGACUUAGUCCAAGGUUACUAAAUUUCCCGUUUGGAUUGAAAGAAAAAAUUCGAAAAACCCGUCCAUAUAUCCUUUCUUUCAGGAUUUCGCACCUGAUGGAACACCGAGAGGAAUAGGAGUUAGCAUUGCCGGUGGAAUAGGCAACGAACAUUACCAAGGGGACUCCAGUAUCUAUAUUACAAAUAUCAUCGAAAACACGCCGGCGGCCAGAGACGGGCGUCUUCAACGGGGAGAUCAACUUUUGGCGGUCGACGAUACAGUUCUUCAGAACGUCACUCAUCAGUUUGCUGUGGAUACAAUGAAAUCAACAGGAAACAAGGUGACAUUGUACUACAGAAGGCCCAAUACAGACCUAGAAGACAGCGUUUCGAGAUCCAUCGGAUCUUUGUCCCAUCUCAAUGUCAACCAACCACAAGAACUAACAACUGAUCCUCGUUGGGUUGUAUUGAAGAAGGGAGAAGGUGGCCUUGGAUUUAAUAUUGUGGGCGGUGAAGAUGGUGAACCUAUCUAUGUCUCUCAUGUGAUACCGGGAGGUGUCGCAGACAUCAGCAACAAUGUCAGGAAAGGGGACGUUCUUCUCCAAGUAAACGAUACAAUUCUGGCCAACGCAACUCACGCUGCCGCCGCUGCGGCUUUAAAACGUUGUCAGCCGAAUUCGAAUGUCAAAUUGCUUCUACAGUAUCAGCCAUUUCAAUACCAGCAAUUCGAGGAGAAGGUCGAGAGACUUCGGAAUGAUCUGAUUCAACAAAACCAGGGCCAAGUCGCGGCCGCCGCUACAGUCGGAGUUCCGAUUGGCCAGAAUUUCUAUGAAGAGCCCAUUUAUGUAAGGGCCUUGUUCGACAAUGAUCCCAGUCGAGAUCCCGGAGUUCCCCCUCGAGCACUGCAAUUCAAUUAUGGUGACAUUCUAAGAGUUUACAACAGAGAUGACGAUGACUGGUGGAAAGCCCGAAGGGUUGGCGAUAAUGGUGAGGGCCCUGAAGGUGUCAUCCCAAGCAAACGAAGAGUUGAGAAACGAGAGAAACAGAGACGAAAACAAGUGAGAUAAUACCUUAACAAAAUUAAGCCAAUUUACGACUAUCAACAAACAUCUGUUUUCAGGUAAACUUCAACCAAGGAAGUCAAAGUCUGGGAAGAAACUCUUCUAUGGGAGGAGGUGGUGGUCUCGAAAAUAGAAGAGGCUCCAGAAGUCAGCUUUCCUUCUCACGAAAAUUCCCAUUCGUUAAAUCAACUGAGAAACUGAAUGAAUUAUCGGAAAAUGAGUUCGCAGAAGAGCCCAUCUUCACAUAUGAAGUUGUAACUCAACAGCAAGGUAACCUUUUGUCAGUAGAUACUAAUCAUAAUCCAGUUUUUAUUCACAUUGAUCCUUCGUUUCAGUCAACUACGUUCGCCCAGUAAUAAUUUUGGGAGCGCUGAAGGAUAAGAUUAACGACGAAUUGGUGACCAAAUUCCCGAAUAAAUUCGGUAGUUGUGUCCCACACACAUCAAGACCGCCCCGGCCUAACGAGAUACAUGGUCGCGAUUAUUAUUUCGUAUCCAAGGAAGAGAUGGAACGAGAUGUCAAGAACAAUCUCUUUAUUGAAGCCGGACAAUUCCAAGGAAAUCUAUAUGGAACAUCCAUUGAUGCUGUAAGACAAGUGGCCAGUGAAGGGAAACAUUGCAUCCUCGAUGUAAGUGGAAACGCGAUAAGGAGGCUUCGGUCGACAGCUGGAAUCUAUCCUGUGUCCGUCUUCAUAAAACCUUACAAUCAACAUCAACUGCGGUAAGUCCACGUUUUAGAAAAGAAACAAAAAUAAUAUGUUUCAGUGAAUGGGAUCCCACUCUGAGUGAUCAAGAAGCAUACGCCCUCUUUGAGCGAUGCCAGCGUCAAGAACAAACCUUUGGAGAUCUGUUCACAGGUGAGAUCAACUAAAUCAAACUGAGAUAAAUGUGCUUUCAGCUGUUGUAACCGGCCAUACGUUCGAUGAUGUUCUGAACAAAACGCUACGUGUGAUUCAAGACCAGAGCCGUCCAGACGUUUGGGUACCGGACAACCGACCUCUCUAA
Messenger RNA from Bursaphelenchus xylophilus (pine wood nematode), 4289 nucleotides. NCBI's taxonomy places the organism in Eukaryota, Metazoa, Nematoda, Chromadorea, Rhabditida, Aphelenchoididae. The record is from the annotation of a GenBank genome assembly.